Molecule: messenger RNA, 1676 nt
Organism: Gasterosteus aculeatus aculeatus (three-spined stickleback)
Lineage: Eukaryota; Metazoa; Chordata; Actinopteri; Perciformes; Gasterosteidae
Gene: chchd4a
Product: coiled-coil-helix-coiled-coil-helix domain containing 4a
Biological process (GO): protein import into mitochondrial intermembrane space
Cellular component (GO): mitochondrial intermembrane space
Molecular function (GO): protein-disulfide reductase activity
Source: RefSeq, a predicted model, not a curated record
UAAGGAGCUUGUGACGUCAUUACCGUGCGCCCACAUGUGACCGGAGCGGUCAGAUGUCUAAAGGGCUGUCGGACGCCGGUAGCUUGUCAAAUGAUAUCCUUGCAGAGUGAUUCCUCUCACACUGGUCUUCUUUUAUCACGAAGGGCGACGGACCAACAACACCGGAAGGAAUGUCGUACUGCAAGCAGGAGGGUAAAGAUCGCAUCAUCUUUGUGACCAAGGAGGACCACGAAGCUCCCAGCAACGCUGAGCUCAUCGCAGACGACCCCAAUGAUCCGUAUGAGGAGCACGGUCUGAUCCUGCCAAAUGGAGACGUCAACUGGAACUGUCCUUGUCUGGGCGGCAUGGCCAGCGGGCCGUGUGGCUCUCAGUUCAAAGAGGCCUUUUCCUGCUUCCACUACAGCAAGGAAGAGGUGAAGGGCUCCGAGUGCAUCGACCACUUCCGCGACAUGCAAGAGUGCAUGCAGAGGUACCCAGAGCUCUAUCCUCAGGAUGACGAGACGGAUAGCUCCUCCCAAGAAGCAGAGUCCCGCUCCGCCCUGCCGACCGAAAAAGACUCGACCGCGGCCACCUCAACAGCCGAGGCCGCUGUCUCAGCUGACGGCACGUCGCCUACAGACGAGCAGACUGCCAGCUAGGCUGAGGUCCAUCGGUUAUCGUCCAGGCGUCUGUUUGCAAGCACUGCCCAGCAUAACUGACCCCAUGUUACAGGCCGUCGGAGAAGGACUUUGUGAACGCAGAGGAACAUAGCAUAUGUACAAGAGUUUAGGCUGCUUUUUUUCCUGAGCUAUCAGAAAUCAUUGAAUAAUAUGAUUUAAUGACUGCUGACCAAGCUGUUUGCUGCAGGGACAUCAGUUGAAUGACUCACUUUAUAUGCAAUUGAAGUUGAAUUUAUGGCUUUUUAAUCAGAAUAGCUUUGUUUGUUGGCGUUCACUAUAUGUGUUGUUUGACUGAGAUCUCGACAGUAAUAGCUGGAUUUGUUUUAUUUGAGCAAUGUUCAGCUUUUCCUAAGAAAUCACCUCGACCUCUUACUAUGAUUUAACAGAUAAUCCAUUUACUUUCCAUCAUUCGAGACCAAAAAGCAGGUAAUUGGUCAGACAUUUUUAUCUUUCUUGACAUCUUGUAGAACCAUCUUAUGAACAUAUUGACGGAGAGUUCGUUAUCUGGUCUCGACCAAAGCGUCUUUUGGCAAAUUCAACUGUCACUGCGUUAAUGUUUUAAUUCUGUCUCCAUUUGGAUGCUGUGGUCACUAUUCACUGACAUUCAGGCCUUAAAAGAAUUGAUGGAUAUUUCUCAGACAUGUCCAGAUUAAAAUUGUGAUCAAACCAUUUAAAAUUACUUUCUCCCUUUUUGUUCUAAAGUGAAUAUUUUCAGUAAUUUUCUCCUUCACACAACGCGAGUUGGAAUUUUAUGGAAAGUUUUUCUCACUGAAUUUGCCAAUAAGAUUUACAAGUUGAACAGUAACACAGAACCACACCAAUAUAUUUUACAGCCUUAACUUGAUUGUAUUGCCUGUAUCUUACUUAUGUAUCGUUUCCUUUCAUUGAAUCUGAAUUAUUACUGUUUUCAAAAUGGUUUAUAUUUAAUAGUUUUAAACCAAAAAUAAUGCAACUCAACUAGACAUUCAAGCUCAGGUUUGGUCCUUCCUAUAUUUUCUGUAUAAACUGUAAAAUUUA